Messenger RNA from Cooperia oncophora, 552 nucleotides. The record is from the annotation of a GenBank genome assembly. NCBI's taxonomy places the organism in Eukaryota, Metazoa, Nematoda, Chromadorea, Rhabditida, Trichostrongylidae.
AUGAAAGAUGUGAUGGGACAUAUGUGUACCAUUAUGAGAAUACAUUUGACGUGGCCGAGCAGCUCUUCAGAUUUACCAUCUACUGUCAUCGCAAAGAUACCCAACACGGCAGCACUGGUGCAGAAGCUCGAAGGGGCAUAUGGUGAUCAAGCCCCAGUUGCUACUGCUCCCGACGACUCAUUUCUCCAAUAUAUUCAUGAAAAUGAAAUUGACACCUACGCAAUGCUCAGCAAAAGUAAGUGCGAAGGAUUAGCUGUACCGUUCUUCUAUGGCGCCCUACCAUUUUCAUCGCCAAGCCCUUGUAUUCUCAUCGAAGAUAUUCAUUCUAGCGGAACUGUGGAUCUAAUUGAUGGAUUCAACGAUGAUCAGGAGGGCACCGAAACAUACCAGCAGUUUCUGAAGAUGAGCGAAUCAAUGAACGAUCAUCUGAGGAGUCAAUAUCCUGUGCUCAAAGAAGGACUCCAACUCCUGUACGACAAUUACACCAAGAAUCCAUCGUGGUGCCUGGAGCAAUUUCGUUACUUUAGGAGUAAAGGUACACUAUAUGCGUAG